Molecule: messenger RNA, 1021 nt
Organism: Myxocyprinus asiaticus (Chinese sucker)
Lineage: Eukaryota; Metazoa; Chordata; Actinopteri; Cypriniformes; Catostomidae
Exons: 3
Coding region: 18-854 (278 amino acids)
Source: RefSeq, a predicted model, not a curated record
AGUACACCACCGUACACAUGGCAUCUGAGGGAAGAGAGAGAGGGGGGAAGAGAUGUGCACGUGCAAGCCAGAAGAAGAGAAGGCAAGGCAAGGCAAGAAAAGAGAAGGCAAGAGAAGAGAAGGCAAGGCAAGGCAAGGCAAAGCAAGAGAAGAGAAGGCAAGGCAAGGCAAGAGAAGGCAAGGCAAGGGAAGGCAAGGCAAGAGAAUGCAAGGCAAGAGAAGAGAACAGAAGGCAAGGCAAGGCACGGCAAGAGGAGAAGAGAAGAGAAGGAAAGGAAAGGCAAGGCAAGGGAAGAGAAGGCAAGGCAAGAGAAGAGAAGAGAAGGCAAGGGAAGAGAAGGCAAGGCAAGGGAAGAGAAGGCAAGGCAAGGGAAGAGAAGGCGAGGCGAGGCAAGAGAAGAGAAGGCAAGGCAAGAGAACACAAGGCAAGAGAAUGCAAGGCAAGGCAAGAGAAGAGAAGAGAAGGCAAGGCAAGAGAAGAGAAGGCAAGGCGAGGCAAGAGAAGAGAAGAGAAGGAAAGGCAAGGCAAGGCAAGAGAAGAGAACAGAAGGCAAGGCAAGAGAAGGCAAGGCAAGAGAAGAGAAGAGAAGGCAAGGCAAGGCAAGAGAAGAGAAGAGAAGAGAAGGAAAGGCAAGGCAAGAGAAGAGAACAGAAGGCAAGGCAAGAGAAGAGAAGAGAAGGCAAGGCAAGGCAAGAGAAGAGAAGGCAAGGGAAGAGAAGGCAAGGCGAGGCAAGGGAAGAGAAGGCAAGGCGAGGCAAGGGAAGAGAAGGCAAGGCGAGGCAAGGGAAGAGAAGGCAAGGCGAGGCAAGGGAAGAGAAGGCAAGGCGACGCAAGGGAAGAGAAGGCAAGGUGAGGCAAGAGAAGAGAAGAGAAGAGAAGGCGAGGCAAGAGAAGAUAAGAGAAGAGAAGGCAAGGCAAGAGAAGAUAAGAGAAGAGAAGGCAAGGCGAGGCAAGGGAAGAGAAGGCAAGGCGAGGCAAGGGAAGAGAAGGCAAGGCGAGGCAAGGGAAGAGAAGGCAAGG